This is a messenger RNA of Solanum stenotomum, 2499 nucleotides long. RefSeq names its product pentatricopeptide repeat-containing protein At5g39350. Gene Ontology annotation, molecular function: protein binding; RNA binding. Lineage: Eukaryota; Viridiplantae; Streptophyta; Magnoliopsida; Solanales; Solanaceae. The record is from RefSeq and is a predicted model, not a curated record. The transcript has a single exon. Gene Ontology annotation, biological process: RNA modification. Bases 204 to 2246 code for a protein of 680 amino acids. Gene Ontology annotation, cellular component: intracellular membrane-bounded organelle.
UGUGUUAAAAAAAGUUGGUUGAGUUAAUUUUCGAUGAGCAAAAAAUCCUCUUUUGGUAUAAUAGGAGCAUUAUGUUUGUUUUGCAAAUAGGCAUCUAGUUUAACCAACAAGCUGGCCUACCAUAACCGCUGAGUUAAGACCAAAAUCAAGAAAAGAGGUGAAUUGCUUUGCUUGUUGCGCUGAAAAGACAUAUGUUGUAAUUCAUGAAUGGCCCAUCUUUGCCACUGUUCAAGAAAUUGACGCACCUAAAACGAGUCAUUGAAACAACAGCUACAGCAGCAGAGCAAUGCAAGUCUCUCUUAGAACACUGCGCCAAAAUCAAAUCUUUAAGAACCACCAAGGGAGUCCAUGCUCAUACCAUUACACUCGGGCUCCUACAAUCCAUCAGCUCGACCCAUUUGCGUUCUCUCCUGACAGCAGCAUAUGCACUCUGUGGUCACACUUCCUAUGCUCGGAAAGUGUUCGAUGAAUUGCCUCAACGAACUUUGCUGUCAUACAGGUCCAUGAUAAGAAUGUACACCCAGAAGGGGUUCCCUAACAUUGCCCUCAAACUCUUCGGGGAAAUGCUGCGAUCGGAUAAACACAAGCCUGACAGGCAUACAUUUCCUUAUGUGAUUAGGGCGUGCAGUGAUCUGUUCUUACCUCAGCAGGGUAUUGUUAUUCAUGGGUUGACUGUUAUAAGUGGGCAUAUGUGGGAUACUUUUGUGGGAAAUUCACUUUUGUCCAUGUAUAUGAGUUGUGGAGAUAAAGAGGGUGCUAGGAGGGUCUUUGAAGCAAUGCAGGUACGAACUGUUGUGACCUGGAAUACUAUGAUCAGUGGGUAUUGCCGAAAUGAUAGUCCUAAGGAGGCACUAAUGAUUUACAGGAAAAUGGAAGAUGCUGGUGUUGACGCUGAUUGUGCCACUGUGCUUUCCGUGUUGCCUGCGUGUGGGUGUCUGAAGGACUUUGAGAUGGGUAGAGAGGUUCACUCACUGGUUGAACAAGUAGGUUUUUGGGACAAUUUGUCAGUUCGGAAUGCUGUCAUUGAUAUGUACGUCAAGUGUGGAAGAAUAGAUGAAGCAAGGUUGGUUUUUGAGAAGAUGAUAGAUAGAGAUGUGGUUACUUGGACUUCAAUGAUCCACGGUUUCAUUUCAGAUGGUGCCAUAAAAAAUGCACUAUGGUUUUCUCAAAGGAUGCAGCUUGAAGGUGUAAAGCCUAAUGCAGUAACUCUGUCAUCCCUUCUUGCUGCAUGUGCCAGUUUACCUCAUUUGAGGCUUGGUAAAUGUCUGCAUGGCUGGGCUAUCAGGCAGGACCUUCAGGCUGAUGUUAAUGUAGAAACUGGCCUUAUUGACAUGUAUGCUAAAUGCAAUUGUUUUAGACUAGGCUAUCAGGUGUUUACAAAGACUAGCAAGAAGAGGACUGUCCCAUGGAAUGCAAUUUUGUCUGGGUGCCUUCAUAAUGAGCUUGCAAGAGAAGCGAUAGAGCUUUUCAAGUUCAUGUUGUCAGAGGCUGUCAAACCUAAUGAUGCAACCCUGAAAAGUGUACUUCCUGCAUUUGCCAUUGAAGCUGAUCUAAGGCAAGCGUUGAGCAUGCACAGCUAUCUUGUAAGAUCCGGAUUUGUUACAAGAACUGAGGUAGCUACUGGUUUAGUUGAUAUAUACUCGAAAUGUGGAAACUUAGAUAAUGGUCACAAGAUUUUCAAUGGGAUACCCAAGAAAGAAAGGGACAUAAUAUUGUGGAGUACGUUAAUUGCUGGUUAUGGGAUGCAUGGGCAUGGCGAGACUUCUUUGUCACUGUUUAAUGAGAUGGUGCAAUCUGGGGUCAAACCUAACGAAGUCACUUUCACCUCGGUUUUGCAUGCUUGUGGUCAUGCUGGUUUGGUGGAUGACGGUCUUUGUUUGUUUAAUUUUAUGCUUACAAAUCACUCUGGCAGUCUUAGAACAGAUCAUUAUACCUGUAUGGUUGAUCUUCUUGGUCGAGCUGGCCGACUUGAGGAGGCAUAUGAACUUAUUAAAACUAUGACUUUUGAACCAAGUCAUGCCGUCUGGGGUGCACUACUUGGUGCCUGUGUGAUACAUGAAAAUGUGGAACUGGGAGAAUUGUCUGCAAGGUGGCUGUUUAAGGUGGAGCCAGAGAACACAGGAAAUUAUAUACUGUUGGGAAAGAUCUAUUCCGCAGUUGGAAGAUGGAAAGAUGCAGAGAAUGUGAGACUUUUGAUGAAUGAAGUCGGACUGAUAAAGGCGCCAGCUCAAAGUGUCAUUGGGUGACAAGUAGGUGAUUUCUUUUAGUUUCCUUGCAAAUAGAGCUAAACGAGGGCUGCAGGGUGAGGGUAACAUCAGAGAAAUAUGCAACAAUAGGACCAAAGCUAACCCUCUUAAGUCUCCGGUGGUGUUUAUAAUCUCCUCGAUUUUGCUAUUGUAAUUAUAUUUCUGCAGUGCACCUCAUACCAGCUCGAUAUAUAAUUGCAAGGCGGAUUCAUUUUUAUACGAUCGGUCAACCACAACUGGUUCAUGUGCUCAU